Mesorhabditis spiculigera is the source of this 2691-nucleotide messenger RNA. NCBI's taxonomy places the organism in Eukaryota, Metazoa, Nematoda, Chromadorea, Rhabditida, Rhabditidae. The record is from the annotation of a GenBank genome assembly.
AUGCGAAGCACUGUUGCUCGGGGGAUGAGUCGCGAGCCGCACCCAACGACAAGCGAUGAAUUGGAGGAUGGAGAGUUGAACGAAAGCCAGCAGCGGCGUCACUCGCUAGAAACCGAGGAUAAAUCGCCUAAGAAGCAUAAAAAGGAAAAGAAGGCCAAAAAGGAGAAGAAACAUAAGAAGGAGAAGAAGCACAAAAAGGAGCGCCAAAUUCCAGGACGCAACGACCAUGGCGAUGGUGUUAGUGCCUCGGAGGCUCUGGGGAAAGAUGAAUCGUUGAAGAAACCUUCCAGUUCGUCUAAGAACGAGAAUCACGGAGACGUCUCUCCCUCAUUCACAAUUACGAUCGGCGGGACGGGCAAGACUGAAAUUGGGCAAAAAGAAAAAGCUGUCGAAAAGCCUCCAACCAUUGAUGCAGAAAAGCCGACAAAGCAACACGAAGCCAUGAAGCCGGCUCACGACGGCGGUGACAAGGAUCCGGUGAGGCCCGAUUCUACUUCCAGAAGGGAUAGUGAUUCGAAGAACAAGAAUCCGGACAAACAGGAAAAUAAACGACUUCAUCCAAGUACCGAGAGGAGCCGCCGGCCUGAAAGCAGAAACGAGAAGCCUGGCAAUGCGGGCAACCCGGAUCUUACGAGGGCUUGUUUCGCGACCCUUCGCAGUUUUCCGUUUCGAAGGGCGUGCGCGGUUAGCCGGACCGUUCACGGACAGACUCAAAAUCGCCGACGCGUCGUAGGAGUCGAAGCGUGGAACGGCGUCGAUCGCGGGAUCGUUCGCGAGACCGCACGAGGGCAGUUGAGCGGAAACGAGGUCCAGAACGCCGUCGGUCUCCUGAUCGUUCACGUCAACGACGGUCGCGUUCCGGAGGUCGUCGUCCUUCGCCUAAUCCCCGUCACCGAAGUGUCGAACGCAGACGGCGAAGCAGAUCUCGCGAUCAAGCAGGGCAUCGAAGCAGUAAUAGACACCAUGACAAAAAUCGUCGAAUGGAACCUUUCUGACGAGUCGGAGGAUGAAGCUAGAAAAAUUGAAGAGUUGCGCAAGAAAAGACAGAAAUUGAUUGAGCAAGUGUCGGAUAAGAAGAUGUCGAUUUACGAGCAAGCGGACCUUAUGAAGAAUUCGGCUUCGACCGCUUCCAGAGAUGUGACUACCUCAAUUGACGCGAUGAAGCUGCGAGAAAAUUCCGCAAACGUGCGCUCUGAGGCACCGAAAAGUGAUGAUGACGACGAUGAUGAAGAAGACGAACGCGCCCGUCUACUCCGAGAAGCAAAGGCGCUAAUCGGGGAAUCUGGGCGCAGCACUUCACAAGAUGGCUCCCGCGCCAGCAGCAUGUCACCACGCCAAGAUAGUGAGGGAGGGACGAGCACUCCCAACGAUUUCUUCCAAAAUCUCAAAGAGAAGAUGGUCCACCUGAGGGGACGUGAUGCUACCUCGAUUGACGAUGACCUCCAACGGGCACGAAUGGAGGAGCUGGAGGAAGAGAAGCGUCUGCAGAUUGAUAGCGCGGAGGAGAAGCGCAAAAAGUUGCUGAAAGAGGCGGAAGAGCGCAAGAAGAAGAAAGAGGAAAACAGCUUCGACAUGUUCGCUGAUGACGCCGCGAUCCCGUUGGACAAUGUCGGUGCGGCAAUCAUCACAUCUCACGGCGAUCCAAAAAAUAAUGCGCUCAAGGAUAAUUGGGACGACACUGAUGGCUAUUACCGCGUACGAAUUGGCGAAGUGAUGAAUGGGUGCUAUCGGGUUUUCGGCUACACCGGUGCCGGCGUUUUCGGCAACGUCGUUCGUUGUAGCGAUAUAAGCAAGGCCAAUGCAACGGUGGCCGUCAAAAUCAUCCGCAACAAUGAAAUCAUGCGCAAAACCGGGCUGCGGGAACUUUCGGUGCUCCGCCGACUCAAUGAAGCCGAUAAAAGCGACCGAUAUCAUGUUCUGCGGCUACAUUGCACGUUCGAACACCACAACCACUUGUGUCUGGUUUUCGAGAACCUCAGUAUGAACCUCCGUGAGUUACUGAAGAAAUACGGGAACAAUGUGGGACUACACAUGAAGGCCGUUCGCAGCUACGCAUAUCAGUUAAUCACGGCGCUGAGGUUGCUAAAGAAAUGCGAAAUCAUUCAUGCCGAUAUCAAGCCGGAUAACAUUUUGGUGAACGAGUCAAAAUUGGUGUUGAAGCUGUGCGAUUUCGGAUCAUCGGGCCAAAUUAACGAGCAAGAAAUAGCCCCCUACCUGGUUUCACGUUUUUAUCGCGCGCCGGAGAUCAUGCUCGGCAUUCAACACGACUACGGCAUUGACUUGUGGUCGAUUGCCGUCACUCUCUUCGAAGUCUACACCGGCCGUAUCAUGUUUCCCGGACGCUCUAAUAACCAUAUGUUAAAGUUAUUCACCGAGAUCAAGGGGAAGUAUCCGAAUCGCAUCGUGCGACGCGCUCAAUUCCGGGACCAACACUUCGAUGGCAAUUUCAAUUUCCUGUUCCAUGAAGUGGACAAAGUGACGCAACGCGAUAAGAUCAGCGUUCUGAGUAAUAUCAAGGUGACGCGAAACCUUGAGAGCGAACUCGUGGGUGAACAGGAGCUAGAUCCAAUUCAACUCCAGCAGGUGCAACAGUUCAAGAACUUCCUGGAAGGGAUGCUGAUCCUCGACCCUGCCAAGCGGAUCACUUGCAACGAUGCCAACAACCAUCCAUUCAUCGUGAACAAAUCGGCC